Leucoraja erinaceus (little skate) is the source of this 2993-nucleotide messenger RNA. It is a transcript of the gene hoxa11b, whose product is annotated as homeobox A11b. Gene Ontology annotation, cellular component: nucleus. Gene Ontology annotation, molecular function: DNA-binding transcription factor activity, RNA polymerase II-specific; RNA polymerase II cis-regulatory region sequence-specific DNA binding. The transcript is spliced from 2 exons. Gene Ontology annotation, biological process: regulation of transcription by RNA polymerase II; anatomical structure development. The record is from RefSeq and is a predicted model, not a curated record. Lineage: Eukaryota; Metazoa; Chordata; Chondrichthyes; Rajiformes; Rajidae. Bases 113 to 994 code for a protein of 293 amino acids.
UCCUGCGAUGUAUGGAGAUACAUUUCCACGUCAGCUUACGUUUCCAAAUUUUUACUCCGCGGAUCAGCUUCAAAGAGGCAGCAGCAUCUAAGGACCAUGUUUAGCUGUGCGAAUGCAAGCUAUUCUUGCGCUAGGGGACCCCAAGAAAGCGAUGAUGGAUUUUGAUGAGCGGGUUCCUUGUGGCUCUAACCUUUAUUUGCCUAGCUGUACCUAUUAUGUCUCCGGUCCGGAUUUCUCCAGCCUGCCUUCAUUUUUACCUCAGACACCGGCUUCUCGUCCCAUGACAUAUUCUUACUCGUCUAAUAUCCCCCAGGUUCAACCUGUGCGGGAAGUUACCUUCAGAGACUAUGCCAUCGAUCCUUCCAAUAAGUGGCAUCACAGAAGCAAUCUCCCCCACUGCUAUUCCGCAGAGGAGCUGAUGCACAGAGAAUGCCUGCCUGCCAGCACCAUGGGCGAGAUGUUAAUGAAAAAUAGCGCCAGCGUUUACCACCCCAGUUCCAACGCGACUUCCAGCUUCUACAACCCGGUGGGUAGGAACGGUGUCCUGCCGCAAGGAUUUGAUCAGUUCUUCGAGACUGCCUACGGUUCUAGUGAGAAUCAGCAGUCGGAGUAUUGCGGGGAGAAGAGCCCAGGUAAAGUGCCGUCUGCGGCAAUUUCAAGUUCGGAGACUUCCAGGGUGUCGGUGGAGAAGGAGACGAGUCCCGGGAGCAGCAGCCCGGAAUCUUCUUCCGGCAACAAUGAGGAAAAAAGCAGCAACUCUAGUGGCCAGCGUACACGUAAAAAAAGAUGCCCCUAUACCAAGUACCAGAUCAGGGAGCUGGAGAGAGAAUUUUUUUUCAGUGUCUACAUCAAUAAGGAGAAGCGCCUACAACUUUCCCGCAUGCUCAAUUUAACCGACCGCCAAGUUAAAAUUUGGUUUCAGAACAGGAGGAUGAAGGAAAAGAAGUUGAACAGGGACCGCCUUCAAUAUUACACUACGAAUCCAUUGCUCUGAGAUUAGACUGAGUUUACAAAGAGGCAUUCCACCUUCCUAACUUCUACGAUGAAAUCGGCCAGGCCAGAAGGCAGAGGUAAAAAAAAGCUCAAGUUCGAGUUUGUGAGCAGACACUUUAAUACAACUCUGACGGGCCAGACAACUUUUCAAAACUAAUGGGGACGUCUAGUUUCAACUUUAAAAAGUAACUGGAAUUAAUGUUCAUCGUUGACUUCACACACAGCCACACACAGACCCACGCACUCACACACUUAUUAAUACACACACGUCUCCUAUAUAUUUAAUACAUAGAGUAUCUCUUGAGAUUAACUUUUGAGAUGUCAAGGUGAACGUUUGGACUUAGUUAAGCGAAACCGAUUUUUUUUUAAAUUCAAGGAAGAAGGCAGCUUCUAUACAUGAACGGACACGUGUACUGAAGGUCUGGGAGAAGGAGUGGACUGUUGUGGACCAGCUGCAAUAUAAACGUAUUUUUAAAAAUAAGGCGAUAAGAAGCGCAUGCUUUAGAUUAGGAACAUUACAGUGGCACUCAUUGGAUAUAUAUUUGUUAUCUUCGGUUACAACUAGUUGCAAGCAGUCUCGUUCUUUUGCAACUGAGCCUUCUGAAAGGAGGGAACGUAGCGCAGCAGUUCCACAAAUAAUGCCUGCUUAUCGCUGUUCAGCAUACUAAAACUCGUCUCUAGAAAAGGCAGAUGACAACUUCCAUCUCCACAAUAGAUCCACAUUUAUUUCCAUACAUAUCAAUCAGUACUCCCCACCCCCACCUCCAUUAUUACCCCAAAAGGUAACAUGCAUGCAAAUAUCCAAUUUGAAAUUCAUAGCAAAAAGAAACACCGUUUCUAAUGAGUGUGGAAUUUAUAUUAGUCAUUAAAAUAAACAAGUGUGGUUAAAUUCUGUUUAACAUGUACAAAUCUGUAUAUUUUAGCUGUUGGCCUCGAUAUAUAAACACCUUACCAUUUAAUACAUAGCUUGGAAUAAUAAGAUAUUUGAAAACCGGCUAUUUUAUGCUCGCUGAAGCAAUCCGUGUGUGUUUAUUUGUACUUGACCCAUUGUGCUUCGUAAUUUACAAAUGCGGUUUUUACGUUUCAAUUUUCAAAAGGAAGAGAUGCUACCCGUGAUGGCAUACUUGAGCACAAAGUAUUGUAAAUAUGUCGCUCUUUUGGUACAUUAUGAAUGUGUAUAGGAAUUGGGUUUGAAAGCUGCUGCUCAUGCAUCUAUCCUUUUCACGGAUUCCCCCAAAGGGUGACAAGUCUACAUUAUUCACCAUUUUGAAGCCAUCUUUAUCCGUGUGAACCAAAGACAGAAAAAUAUUUUCAUUAAACACAUAAGUGUGUUUAUUGCACAAUGGUAACAUUUCCUGUACAUUCACCAUUUAAGCUUUUUAUAGGCCGAUAUACCUAUAGGCCGUAUUGUACAAAAAUCACCCACACUUUACCUAACGACAUAUACCAGCCUUCAAAAUCACUUUUGUUUAUUUUAUCAGUUUAAAUUCAAUGUUUCGUUGUGGCCUUUGUUAUUAACAUCAUCAAAAUAGCUUCUUUUAUUGUUCAUUCUCAUAAAAUGACAGAUGACAGCGGUUGGCUGCUCGCCGUUAUCUUUAUUUUUUGUGAUUCUAGUUUAUUUUGCAAAACACUGAAAUGUAUUAAAAGGCUGGAACAUGCACCACAGAAGUGGUGUUUUUUUUUACAUUAAGCAUUUAGAUUUUGAAAUGUAGCACCAAUUAUUUUAAGAACAAUCAGAUGCUGUUUUAUUAAAUGUGAAAUCGACAUUUGCUUAACAUUUGUAUAUAAUUUAUAUUUAUCAAUUUGACUAAAGUGGGGGUAAAUGUGCAUGUCCAUGUUGAGAGAGCGCACAAUUGGAUUUCAUGUAGAAAAAGUAAUGAAGGUGCUUUCUCUUGAGGGCGAACUUCGUUGGGUAUUCAAGCCGAAAACUAAAACACCUGCAAAGUAUUGUAAUAUUGUUCGUUUCAUGUACGUAAUAAGCAACCAUUAAAGCUGGAUAA